This is a messenger RNA of Solanum pennellii, 540 nucleotides long. RefSeq lists its product as uncharacterized. The transcript is spliced from 2 exons. The record is from RefSeq and is a predicted model, not a curated record. Bases 1 to 540 code for a protein of 179 amino acids. Lineage: Eukaryota; Viridiplantae; Streptophyta; Magnoliopsida; Solanales; Solanaceae.
AUGAGUGUUGAGGAGUAUUCGUUGGAGUUCACUAUGUUGUCUGGGUAUGCUACAUCCUUGGUGUCUAACCAUCGGGAUGAGAUGAGUAGGUUUGUGAUCGGUGUCUCCAACUUUAUGAAAGAAGAGUGUCGUAUUACCAUGCUCCAUGGUGACAUGAAUUUGUCUAGACUCAUGAUGUAUGCUCAAUCCACAGAUGAGUCUAAACUUAAUAGGAUUUCUAGAAACUUUAAGAGGAGUGGACCAAGUGAUCAAAACCAACCUAGGUUCAACAAGAAGGCUAAAACUCAAGGUGAACUUAUAGAUCCUAAGGUCAAACUUGAGAAGGGUAACGAUUCUAAAUGUGGUAAGCCUACUUGUGCUACUUGUUGGAAGAAGCACUAUGGGAAAUGUCUAAUUGGUACCGGGAAUUGCUUUAGGAAAGAAGGUAAACAAGUUCCUCCAAGUGUUCCGGGUGAAGAUGAUGUUCCAAGGAAGAAUCACUUCUAUGCACUUCGUGCUAUAGGAUCAAAGCCGGAUGAGGAUGAUGAUGUUGAUAAGUAA